Thunnus maccoyii (southern bluefin tuna) is the source of this 4205-nucleotide messenger RNA. RefSeq lists its product as uncharacterized. Gene Ontology annotation, molecular function: ATP binding; protein kinase activity. The transcript has 15 exons. The coding region runs from base 187 to 3321 and encodes 1044 amino acids. The record is from RefSeq and is a predicted model, not a curated record. Lineage: Eukaryota; Metazoa; Chordata; Actinopteri; Scombriformes; Scombridae. Gene Ontology annotation, biological process: protein phosphorylation; positive regulation of canonical NF-kappaB signal transduction.
GCCGGUAUACUUGGACGCGGAUACACACAUGACACAGGACGGACAGACAGUUAGAGAGACAGACAGUCAGGAAGGAGCAGAAACUUCUUUCUCCUCUUUUCUACAGGACCAUUGCAGUGAUUUCACCUGAACCUGAGACAGGAAAGGAAAGGAUCGACUAACUGAUUCUCCCUCUGAGCUCUCAUAAUGUCAAUGCACAGCUACAGUGACAGAGAAAUGGCCAUUCCUCGGAUGUUCAACUCCAACGCUCCGUUUGUCAUCGUGACCGGGGGAUCUGAGCUCUCGUUUGUUGGCAAGGAGGACGACAGCCAAGCGUGCGAGGAGGAAAAGGAGUCGCUGGUCCAAGCUAUCACCCCCCAUCUGAGUCGAGUGAUGCAGCACGGCACUGCCAAGCAUGUGGUCAUAGCGGGGCAGGAAGUGUCUGAGGAGAACGCAUGCGUCUCCAUAGUGGCACAGGCUCAGAGAGAAGACUUUCAGGAGUUCACCCCUUCCAACACAGAGUGCCCGUACUCGAGAUCCCAGCUGCUUAAAAAGAACAGGCCUCUCAGCAAGGAAACUGCACUCACGAGUGACACAGAAGACGAGGACUUCGACGGCGCCACCAAACUCCCGCACUACCACCUGCAGAGGAAACAGCGCAGGAAAAUUAAGACACGACAAAGCGAGGUGGAAGGGGAAGAACCUCCGAUCAUCAGGGGCCUGUGGGUGCAGGAGAUUGAUUGGUUGAGAUCAGCAGACAGAGAGAUGACAUCAUCUACUGAAAUCAUACCGCCGCCUCCUCAGUUUACUGACUCAGUCUCACACCCUCGCAGCCGUGCAGACCCGCACUCCUGUGUGUAUGAAGGUCACAGCAGUGCAGAUGUGUGUGACUGUGUCAGGGGAUUAGAGGAUGUGUCACUAUCAGAGGACCAGCACAGAUCAAUAGACACAGAGGACACAUCCAGCACUGAUGACAGAGGAGACUCAGACUCUGACUGUGCCGAAUCUAUUUACACUCAUGAAAGUGAGUCAGACUCUUCUUACUGCGGAGAGGAUGACAUACAAGUGCGAGACAGGUUUAUAGUUGAAGCCAGCGUGUCAAAUCUGACCUUUGACUUGAUGGGAGUGUCCGGUUUUAACUCCUCAUCCUCCCACGGUCAGUGGGACUCUGACUUCUCCAGUGGUUCCACAAGGGCUUCAGGGUGUGCACAAAGCCUGUUGGGAAAUUCAGACUCCACAUACACUCCCUUGCUCACUGUAAAUACAUCUCCGUGUGUGUUUAGUCUUGCUGACGUGAGCGAUAUUGACACAGUUUUGGACGGCCUGAGAGGAAGAGUGAUGCGGAUGCCAAAACUCUUUGUUUCACCUUUUUUCGAAGAUUUGAAAAAACAGACUCUGAAUGACUGGAAACAAAGUGUACCUGUCAAUGAAGGACUCAUAUUUCAUCAUCAACUCCAGCCUAAUAGUUCUCAGUACAGGGAGGGAGAGGAAUAUCACAUCCAAAACCACAUCCAGAACGGCUCAUACGGUGAUGUAUUCUGUGUUCGGGACAGAAGGACUGGAUUCAAAUGUGCGGCCAAGAGGAUUCCACUGAGUCAUUUUAGCAGAGAGGAGGUGAACACGUGGAGCACUCUGAACUCUCCUCAUGUUGUGGAGCUCUUCGGGGCUGUGAGGGAGGGGCUGAACGUUAUGCUCUUCAUGGACUUGAAACCAGCUUGUUUGGCCCAGCUCUUAAAAGAGAUGAAAACCCUACCUGAGGAUUUGGCCCUGCACUACCUUCAUCAGACACUGGGGGCGCUGGAACACCUGCACCACAGAAAGGUCCUGCACCUGGAUGUCAAAGUUGACAAUGUGCUGCUGUCUGCAGACUGCAGAGACACAUUCCUCUGUGACUUUGGUCUCUCAGAGACAUUAGAUGACAAUGGAUGGAGCACGAAGGCCUUCAGGGGAGCUGCCUUCCCCGGCACAGAGACCCACAUGGCUCCUGAGGUGGCACGAGGGGACCAACUGUGUGCCAAGGCCGACGUGUGGAGCAGCUGUUGUAUGCUACUGCACAUGCUCAACGGAUGCCACCCAUGGAUACGUUACUAUUCCCAUCCACUGUGUCUCCAGAUUGUCAACGAGCCUCCACCGCUGUGGGAGGUGCCGUCCAACUGUAACAAUUUCACAGCCAAAGUGUUCAGGGCCGGACUCCAGAAGGACCCCGACAGACGAGCAUCGGCAAAGGAGCUCAGGAAGAAAACCACCAAGGCCCUCAGAGCAGUUGGAGGUCUGAGUCCCUGGUCCGUCGAAACCGCCUGUGAGAAACUGUAUCACAGCAAGACUGAAGACACCCCCCGUUCUUUGUCACCAGGGAUCCCCGUCACCCCGAAUAAACCACCCGCUCCCGUCUCAGCUCCCACGAUGUACUGGGUGAGCCCCUGGAGAACCACGGCGGUGGACGAGGACAGCGAUGACCUGGAGGACGGUGACUCAGACCAAGAAGUGGAGACGGAUUCGCUGAGUAGAGAGUGGGAAUCCCAGCCAAAAUCACUGCGGGAUGAUUACAUCGCAGAUGAAAAUGACUGGGACACUGGGUCGGAUUCGGAAGUGGACAUCUAUAUGGGAGAGGAGGAAUAUAUUCAGGAGAAGUGGCUGAAAAAUGACAGGGACUAUGAGGGGGAUUGGGAAGAGGAGGAAGAUGAUGAAGAGGAGGAGGAGGAGGAGAAGGAGGAGAAGGAGUGGGACUCUUCCGUGUCUACAGAGUACCUCCGUGCUCUGCGAGGCCUUUUCCCUUUGCUGCAAAAAGCCCGACAGACAAAUAACAGUUCGGGGGGAUCAGAACCGGAGCUGGAAUACAUCAGAGACGGUGUAGCUCUUGGCACCACAAUCCAGGCCCCCUCCCCUGAACCUCGAGACGACCCUCCGUCCUGUUUCAGCUCUUCGGACUCAUCGCAGAUCGAUGACUCAGACAAGGAGUCCGAUCGUUCGUCUGAUGACCUCAGCUCUGGAGUCUUUUCCUCCUGCAACAGUCACACAGAUGGACACUUGGAGUGGUUGGCCUCAGCCAAUCAGCCCUCCUCAUACUGCUUUGAAGGUGUUGACAUCUGGAUAGAGAACGUCCAGGGCGAGUGUCUGAGGAUUCGGGAACGCCGGCAGGUCAAAGUUGGACAUGUUGCGAUAGGAAUUAGUGAUCAGAUCUCAGGGAAAGCCUUUACUUUGGAGACCCUGGACAGGAAGACGGUGCCCUUUGAACAAGAGAUCAAAGAGUCUUGUCUGUGGCUCCGCUGUGUUCCUGCUCCGGACAGAUGUCAGCGCUGGAGGUGGAGGGUCAGAGAGGGCAAGCUGGAACUACGAGAAUGAGACAUUUUUGUUGUUUUUCUUUUGUUGUUGUUGUUGCUUGCACAUGAUUAUUUACUGUUUGUUCUUAAGCCAUGUGGUCAAAAAAAAAUGCAUUUACAUAUAGAUAAUGUGUUGUCGAUUCAUUUUCCUGCGUGAAAGUUGGAUAGCGAGUGUUGAUGGUGAGAAUUUGAGAUUAGUAAAUUUUCUCAUAAAAUAUUACAAGAUGUGAUUUUAAAGAUAGUUUUCUAUUUGUAAAGAUGAUUUCCUCAGUUUAUAUUAAACCAAAGAACUUAGUAUAUUACAGUAUGUUUUUGUUCCCUCUAUGCUCUGGAAACUAGAGAUAGUCACGUUACUUGGUACCUUUUAAGGUUUAGAAGCUGCUUGAAACAAUGAACAAUUGUCACAAUAUGAAUACUUGAAUUUUUCUGACAUUUUAUAUCUUAAUAAACAAUGACCUCUAAAACAAAUAGGCCUCAAUUUAUUGUCUCCUUCAGCUUGUUCCACACAGGAGAAGAAUGGUUGGUUACAAGAGCAGUAAAGAUGCAUUCAGGACUGACCGAGCUGAUGAAAAAGCCUCUUAUUCUACGACAGACCAUGACUAGACCUAUAGCAUGAUAAUAAAGAAACCUUGCCUUGUGCUCACAAAGAAAGUACAUGUGACUAGAUCACGUGUGAAACAUGUGAUCAAAUCACAUGAUUCAAGCACACAUAGUUUUUCAGGCAUUUCAUAUAAAUUCACAGCCUAUUAAGCACAUGUGGGUUUCACAAAUGAAACGCUUCCGUUGAUGAUUCUGCACGGUGAUGUUUGAGGAAGGUGGAGUUAAUAGGGUCACUUGAAAGACUCCUUUGGUAAAUAUUUAAACACAGCCUGACACUAUAUAGAAAGCCUGAGGUCGCCAGUGGCU